Molecule: messenger RNA, 624 nt
Organism: Chrysochloris asiatica (Cape golden mole)
Lineage: Eukaryota; Metazoa; Chordata; Mammalia; Afrosoricida; Chrysochloridae
Gene: AANAT
Product: aralkylamine N-acetyltransferase
Exons: 3
Coding region: 1-624 (207 amino acids)
Biological process (GO): melatonin biosynthetic process; circadian rhythm; response to light stimulus
Cellular component (GO): cytoplasm
Molecular function (GO): aralkylamine N-acetyltransferase activity
Source: RefSeq, a predicted model, not a curated record
AUGCCCACGCAGAACACCCACCCCUUGAAGUCCAUCCCUCUGCACCUGCCACCUGGGAUCCUGGACUCUCCGAGCCGCCAGCGGCGCCACACACUCCCCGCCAGCGAGUUCCGCUGCCUUACCCCAGAGGAUGCCCCCAGCGUGUUUGAGAUCGAGAGAGAAGCCUUCAUUUCCGUUUCUGGCACCUGCCCGCUGUACCUAGACGAGAUUCGGCACUUUCUGACGCUGUGUCCAGAGCUGUCUCUGGGGUGGUUCCAGGAGGGUCGCUUGGUGGCCUUCAUCAUCGGCUCGCUGUGGGACGAGGAGAGACUUACUCAGGAGUCGCUGACGCUGCACAGGCCUGGGGGCCACAUGGCCCACCUGCACGUGCUGGCGGUGCACCGCACCUUCCGGCAGCAGGGGAAGGGCUCCAUCCUGCUAGGGCGCUACCUGCAGCACCUAGGUGGCCAACCGGCCGUGCGCCGCGCCGUGCUCAUGUGCGAGGAUGUGCUGGUGCCCUUCUACGAGAAGUUCGGCUUCCAGGCAGUGGGCCCGUGCGCGGUCACAGUGGGCUCGCUGGCCUUCACCGAGCUCCAGUGUAACCUGCGGCGCCUCGCCUCCCUGCGCAGGAACAGCGGCUGCUGA